This is a messenger RNA of Epithele typhae, 873 nucleotides long. RefSeq lists its product as uncharacterized. NCBI's taxonomy places the organism in Eukaryota, Fungi, Basidiomycota, Agaricomycetes, Polyporales, Epitheliaceae. The coding region runs from base 1 to 873 and encodes 290 amino acids. The record is from RefSeq and is a predicted model, not a curated record. The transcript has 4 exons.
AUGCUUGGCUUGGCAUGUAUCAUCUCCGAUCCCAGUACUCUGCCGCACGACUUGGUCGAACACGAGCGCGAGGCCAUCGUCGCCCAUUUCAACGCCAUCCCUAUGGAUGCGCACGCGAGAAGCCGCAUCUUCGAAUUACAUCUGCCGGGAAGGCCCCCGUUCAUCAUCAAGCACGGCAGCGACGUCUUAAAUGAGGCGUACACUCAGCACUUCUUCUAUCGUCUCCCCCGUAACGAUCCGCUGGAUCCUCACAUCCCCCGCGUUUUCGACGCCUUCUCCGCGGAUGACUAUUGCUUCCUCGUGAUGGAAAAGAUCCUCGCGCCAACGCUGAAGGACUCCGGGAUUUCAGAAGAGGAGGCCGUAGGCCACGCCGCCCGUGCCGUCAAAUGGCUGCUCGACCAGACACCCUCGGUUCCCGCUUCUGUGUUCGGUCGCAUUUCCCCUUCGGACGACCCCGUCUGGCAUAGAUUCUUCAAAGACCACGAGGCGCCGCGUGCCUUCGACCCCGACAUGCUCCUGAAAUACAUCGACAAGACUCAGCUCGAGGCCUCCUUCAAGGCGCGCUCCAUCUGCCAUUCCGACAUCCGCGACGAGAACUUCCUCCUCGGAGAGGGCAAGACAGUUUGGAUAAUCGACUUCCAGCACGUCAGCGUGCUGCCCCCGGUCUUCCUGACGUUCGCGUUCUUCAAUACCGGUCAGAGGUUCGCCUCGGCCGUCGGCGGACGACUGGGGUAUCGGCCUUCCGCCGUCUCCGACGCGAUUGGGAAGGCCUCGUCCCUGGUUCGGCAGUGUGGCGGGAACGCCUCACUGGCCCGCCAAUCGUCGGUUGAAAUCUCCGUCGCGCUCCGUGGGCGCCUGAGCCACCAAGGCUGA